Messenger RNA from Doryrhamphus excisus (bluestripe pipefish), 4371 nucleotides. The record is from RefSeq and is a predicted model, not a curated record. NCBI's taxonomy places the organism in Eukaryota, Metazoa, Chordata, Actinopteri, Syngnathiformes, Syngnathidae.
ACAACACCCCCCUCGUCUGGUCAACAGAACGUACACGAGGUCACGUGGUCGAAACCCAAUGAGGGUGUCUUUAGUUUGGACUACACCUUCAAAGUACGAUAACUUGUUUAUACAUUGUUUUUAUCUUUAAUGUUUUUUUCAGAUAUUGGUAUAUGUUUACAUUUUAAUGAUUUUGGUUCAGCGGGAGACAACAAGUGUCUGUGGGAAUAAAAAAGGCAUAUGUGUUCCCCCCAUUAAUGCCACUCAAUGGUAUUGCCCUCACUGGAAAUUGGAUGGCUCUUGUAAUGUCUUGUUCGGCUUUGAUGAGACAUUACUGCAAUGAAAAAUAUUUCAACCAUGUUGCCCAGACUGCGGCGGCCGCGCAGACUACAUUCCGCGGCGACCCGAUCUUCAGCGUCUUCCAUGCGUACGGCAUCCUAAUGCAAGGUCAAGUCGGAGAAGCCGCAGCAGAGCUGGACUCCAUCAAAGACCGAGCCGAGGUGUCUCUCUGCACCAUGAUGGCUCUUAUCUACGCGGAGAAAAGAAAGAUCCAGCCAGAUAAAGAAAUAAUUCGUGAAUAUGAAGCCAAAAUCAGAGAGGAUCGCAACACUGCGUCUCCCCAGAGUCUGUAUCAUGCCGGGAUGUUUCUUUGGACGAUAGGGCGACACGACAAAGCCAGGGAAUACACGGAGAGGAUGAUCAAGCUCUCCAAUGGCUCCAGAGAGGGGAUGGUCCUGAAAGCGUGGAUUGAUGUGACAUGUGGGAAAGAUGAUCACGCCAGGAAGGCUGGAAAACACUUUGAUGAAGGGAUGAAAGAUCCUUUUGCGCUCAUGGGAAAGGUACAAUACUGUGAAUAUUGUGAAAACUACAAUGGAGCGUUGGACAUGGCUAACAGGGUCAUUGCCAGUUUCCCUGGCUUCCUGCCUGCUCUCAUUAAGAAGAUGAAGUUGUUUUUAAACCUCCACGACUGGGAGCAAACCAUAGACGCUGCCUUCAGCAUUCUUCAAAUGGACACAAACAAUCUGGAUGCCCUCCAAAUGAUAACACUGCAUUCUUUAUGUAUCAGUGGAGACAUAACUGAGUCAGCAAAGACUCUUUCCAAACUCAUCAGCAGUCUGGAGGUCCUGGAACCUCACAACCCCGAGCUUGCUUACAAGAUGUGUUUGGCAUUUAGCCGAGUGUGCGGACGGAACAAGAAAGUCCUUGAACAGGUGUUCAGGAUGGUGGAGAAAGCCUUCGGUCUGACGUCAGGGAACUCUGACUUAGCCACGGAGUCGGGCUACCUUAUGGUCCUUCAGGGUAGACUCAAGGAGGCCAUGAAGUGGUACAAGACCGCUAUGGCUCUGGAUGAGACCAGCCUUUCUGCACUGACUGGUAUCAUUUGGUGUCAGCUGAUGGAGGGCUGCCUUGAAGAAGCAGAGAAAGAUUUGGAAUUUCUGACAGAAAUUCAACAAACCACUGGAAGAUCAGGGGAGAUCCUGUAUCUGCGUGCUCUGGUGGCAGUGAAGAAGCACCGUCCCCGAGAAGAGGUAACCAAGCUGCUGGACGAUGCCGCGGAAACCCACUUCUCUACUCUGCAGGGUCUACCUCUGAGUGUGGAGUACUUUCAGAAGCUCAACCCUGACUUCCUGCUCGAGAUUGUCAAGGAGUAUCUGGCCCUUUGUCCUACCAAGCCUUCAGCUCAGGGCCAGUCUCCUGCUCCGCAGCUCAGACGCUGUGCCGCCUUGUUGGAUACUGUGGUCAAGAUUGUACCAGGUCUCCUUCAAGGGCUCUUUCUCCAGGCCAAAGUCAGAUACCAGUCUGGCGAUCUGGACGCUGCUCAGAACAGUCUGCAUCACUGCCUGGAACAAUGUCCUUCUCACAUAGACACCCAUCUGCUCAUGGCGCAGAUCCACUUGUUGCGUGGAAACUUCUCUUUGUGUUUCCAGUCACUGGAACUCUGCCUCAGCCACAACUUUCAGAUUCGAGAACAUCCGUUGUAUCUCCUGAUCAAAGCCCAGGCAAAGAAGAAAAUGGGGGAGUUGAGUGAGGCUAUUCACAUUUUGCAAAUGGCAAUGAGUCUUCCGGGCGUCCGCAGGACCGGAUCAACAACAACAACAACAACUACGUCCAAGAACGAGAAGGUGGAGCUGAGUCCUGCACACUGCGUCUCCAUCUUCUUGGAGUUAGCCGAGGCUUUGCGGCUCAGUGAUAAACAGCAAGAGGCGGCCCAAGUCAUGCAGGACGCCAUCAACGAGUUCUCAGGGACCCCCGAAGAGCUUUGCGUCACCAUCGCCAACGUAGACUUGGCGUUGCUGCACGGCGACACGGAGCUGGCGCUGAGCAUGCUCAGAAACAUCACGCCCGAGCAGCUCUACUACAUCCAAGCCAAGGAAAAGAUGGCAGACAUUUACCUGAACCACAAGAAGGAUAAGCGUCUCUAUGUCGGCUGUUACAGGGAGAUAGUGGACAAGCUACCCAGUGCUCACACAUACGUCUUGCUAGGGGAGGCUUACAUGCACAUUUUAGAGCCAGAGAAAGCCAUCGAGGUCUAUGAGCACGCGCUGGACAAAAACCCAGAUGAUGGAGCUCUCGUCAGCAAAUUUGGCAAAUUUCUGGUCAAGACGCAUUACUUUGACAAGGCAAUACAUUACUACGAAGCCGCCCUGAAGACCCGGCAGCACAACUUCCUGUGCUACGACCUGGCCGAGCUGCUCAUGAAGAUGAAGCAGUACCAGCGCUGUGAGAGAGUUCUGCACGAUGCCGUCGCCCUCGAGCCAGUGAACAGACGAGGUGCACUGGCAAACCAUUGCCGUUAUCUCAUGCUGCUGGCAAAGGUCCAAAAUAAAGUUGACAAAGCCGAGGAAGCCUUAAUGUCCCUGCAAAGAGCGCGAGACGUCCAGGCCAAGGUGCUGAAGCGGGUGGAAUCGGAGGAACCCGACGCCAUCCCGGCGCAGAGGCAGCUCGCUGCUAAGAUCUGCGCUGAGAUGGCGCAACACUACGCCAGUCAGAGGGGCUACGAGAGAGCCGUCAAGUUCUACAAAGAAGCUCUUGUGUAUUGCGAGAACGAUCACAAGGUGAUGCUGGACUUGGCCCAGAUGUUCCUCACCCUAGACGAGGUGGACGCGUGCCAGGAGCAAUGUAGUGUCAUCUUGAAGAAGGACCAGUUUAAUGAGGAUGCAACUCUGAUGAUGGCUGACCUCAUGUUCAGGAGGCAAGACUAUGAACAGGCUGUUUUCCGAUAUCAGCAAAUCUGGGAGCGCAAGCCAGACAACUAUGCUACUUUUUCCCGUUUUAUUGACCUGCUGAGGAGAGUGGGAAAGUUGGAAGAGGUGCCCAGAUUUUUUGACAGAGCGGAAAAGCAUUCUUCCAGGACAAAGUUUGAUCCUGGCUUCAACUACUGCAGAGGCCUUUAUCUUUGGUACACAGGAGAACCUCAUGCUGCUCUGCAGAACCUCAACCAGGCACGACAAGACAACAAGUGGGGUCAAAAUGCUCUCGAGAAGAUGAUUGAAAUCUACCUAAAUAUCAAUAAUGACACUAUGGGGGUGGAGCUAUUUCAUUUAGAUGGUGGAAUGGGAGCCUCCGCAGAGAAACAGGAGAUGGAGUUGGUUGCCGUGACAACAGCCGAGCAGCUGCUGAAGGAGAUGAAUCCGGAGACUCCAGGAGGACACAUCCAGCUUCGUAUCCUGGAGAACUACUGCUUACUGGCCACCAAGCAGAAGGCCAACAUAGACAGAGCUCUCUCGGCUUUCACGCAGAUUGCAACAAGUGUGAAAGAUCACGUACCAGCACUGUUGGCCAUGGCAACGUCCUUCAUGAUGUUAAAGCAACCCGCUCAAGCUAGGAGCCAAUUAAAACAAAUCGCUCGGAUGGCUUGGAAUCCCGUUGAUGCCGACCAUUUUGAGAAGAGUUGGCUGCUCCUGGCGAACAUCUACAUCUACUCGGGGAAGUACGACCUGGCCGAUGACCUCCUAAAGAGAUGUCUCCAUCACAACAAGUCGUGCUUUAAGGCGUACGCCUACCGAGGUUUCAUGAUGGAAAAAGAGCAGGCCUUCCGUGACGCAGCGUUCAACUAUAAAUUGGCUUGGAAAUACGGAAACCAGUCCAACCCAACCAUUGGAUACAAACUUGCUUUGAAUUACCUAAAAGCAAAAGAGAAUUUGGAUGCCAUAGACGUCUGCAAUAAAGUUCUUGCUACUUAUCCCAACUACUUGGGAAUUAGGAAGGACAUCUUGGAGCAAGCUUGGGCUGCUUUGAGGCUGUAGGACAGGGGUCUCAAACUCAAUUUACCUGGGGGCCACUGGAGCUAGGGUCUGGGCAAGGCUGGGACGCAUCAGGUUUUCCAAAAAACAAAACAAAAACGCAUUUAUUAAAAACAGAAAAAUAUACAAACUUUUUCAGUGCUUUGGU